CCCUGGGCCCUAGCGAGCCGCAAGCGCACCGCGGCAGGGUGCAUAGCCCCUGCAGAGAGCGAAGCGGCGCGGCGCGCAGGCACCAUGGGCUCCAUGUUCCGGAGUGAGGAGGUGGUCCUGGUCCAGCUCUUCCUGCCCACGGCUGCUGCCUACGCCUGUGUGAGCCAGCUGGGCGAGCUGGGGCUCGUGGAGUUCAGAGACCUCAAUGAGUCGGUGAGCGCCUUCCAGAGGCGCUUCACAGUGGACAUUCGGCGCUGUGAGGAGCUGGAGAAGACCUUCACCUUCCUAGAGGAGCAGGUGCGGCGGGCUGGCCUGGCACUGCCCCCUCCCGAAGGGAGGCUGCCAGCACCCCCGCCACGUGACCUACUGCGCAUCCAGGAAGAGACAGAGCGCCUGGCCCAGGAGCUGCGGGAUGUACAGGGCAACCACCAGGCCCUGCGGACCCAGCUGCACCAGCUGCAGCUCCACUCGGCCGUGCUGCAGCAGAACCACGGCCCUCCGCCGGCCGCUGCCCACACGGAUGGGCCCUCUUCAGAGAGAACUCCCCUGCUCCCGCCUCGCCAGGGACCGCACCAGGACCUGAGGGUCAACUUUGUGGCAGGUGCCGUGGAGCCCCGCAAGGCUGCGGCCCUGGAGCGCCUGCUGUGGAGAGCCUGCCGCGGCUUCCUCAUCGCCAGCUUCCGAGAGGCCGACAGGCAGCUGGAGGACCCGCUGACGGGUGAGCCUGUGACCUGGAUGACCUUCCUCAUCUCCUACUGGGGUGAGCAGAUUGGACAGAAGAUCCGCAAGAUUACGGACUGCUUCCACUGCCACAUCUUCCCAUUCCUGGAGGAAGAGGCGGCCCGGCAUGGGACCCUGCAGCAGCUGCAGCAGCAGAGCCAGGAGCUGCAGGAGGUCCUCCGGGAGACAGAAGGGUUCCUGAGCCAGGUGCUGGGCCAGGUGCAGCAGCUGCUGCCACGGGGGCUGGUGCAGGUCCACAAGAUGAAGGCAGUGUACCUGGCCCUCAACCAGUGCAGCGUGAGCAGCACGCACAAGUGCCUCGUCGCGGAGGCCUGGUGUGCCACGCAAGACCUGCCCGCCCUGCAGCAGGCGCUGCGGGAGAGCUCGAGCGAGGCGGGGGUGAGUGCCGUGGCUCACCGCAUCUCCAGCAGGGACAUGCCCCCGACCCUCAUCCGCACCAACCGCUUCACGGCCAGCUUCCAGAGCAUCGUGGAUGCCUACGGCGUGGGCUGCUACCAGGAGGUCAACCCCGCUCCUUACACCAUCAUCACCUUCCCCUUCCUCUUCGCCGUCAUGUUUGGCGACGUGGGCCACGGGCUGCUCAUGUUCCUCUUUGCCCUGGCCAUGGUGCUGGCGGAGAACCGGCCAGCCGUGAGGACUGCGCAGAAUGAGAUCUGGCAGACCUUCUUUGGGGGCCGCUACCUGCUCCUACUCAUGGGCUUGUUCUCCAUCUACACCGGCUUCAUCUACAACGAGUGCUUCAGCCGCGCCACUACCAUCUUCCCCUCGGGCUGGAGCGUGGCCGCCAUGGCCAACCAGUCAGGCUGGAGUGACGCGUUCCUGUCCCACCACCCACUGCUCACCCUGGACCCCAAUGUCACUGGUGUCUUCCUGGGACCCUACCCCUUUGGCAUCGACCCGCUGGUGCCAAGCCUCUUCUGUGUGCCAGGCACGGGGGACAGCCAGCACUUGCCUGGCUGGGCCUGUCACCAUCACCAGGUCUGGAGCCUGGCCACCAACCACCUGAGCUUCCUCAACUCCUUCAAGAUGAAGAUGUCUGUCAUCCUGGGGGUGACCCACAUGGCCUUCGGGGUGCUCCUCGGAGUCUUCAACCAUGUGCACUUCCGCCAAGGGCACCGGCUGCUGCUGGAGACCAUGCCUGAGCUCAUCUUCCUGCUGGGCCUCUUUGGCUACCUUGUCUUCCUGGUCAUCUACAAGUGGCUGUGUGUGACCGUCACGCAUGCUGCCUCUGCCCCCAGCAUCCUCAUCCACUUUAUCAACAUGUUCCUCUUCUCCAGCAGCCCCACCAACCAGCCGCUCUACUCUGGGCAGGAAGUGGUGCAGCACGCAUUGGUGGUCCUGGCCUUGGCCAUGGUGCCUGUCCUGCUGCUGGGCACACCCUUGUACCUGCUGCACCGGUGGCAGCGAAGCCGCCACUCACCGAGGCCAGCUGUGGGCCAACAGGACAACAAUGAGGACAAGGCCAGGUGCGUGGACUCCUCCGAUGCUUGCGAGAAGGGCUGGAGCUCUGACGAGGAGAAGGCGAGGUGCCCAGGGGGUGAAGAGGAGGCCGAGUUUGUGGCCUCCGAGGUCCUGAUGCACCAGGCCAUCCACACCAUCGAGUUCUGUCUGGGCUGCAUCUCCAACACGGCCUCCUACCUCCGCCUCUGGGCCCUGAGCCUGGCCCACGCCCAGCUGUCCGAGGUGCUGUGGGCCAUGGUGAUGCGCGUGGGCCUGCGCAUGUGCGGGGAGGUGGGCGUGGUGUCUGUGGUGCUGGUCCUGGUCUUUGCCGCCUUCGCAGUGAUGACCGUAGCCAUCCUGCUGGUAAUGGAAGGGCUGUCUGCCUUCCUGCACGCCCUGCGGCUGCACUGGGUGGAGUUCCAGAACAAGUUCUACGCAGGCACGGGCUACAAGCUGAGCCCCUUCACCUUCGCCAUCCAGGACGAAUAGCGCCCCCUGCGGGCCAUGCCCUCCUCCUUACCUUCCUAAGGCAGAAAAGGAAUAAAGAGCCCCAGGCCCAGGAACCGCACCCAGGCCUCUUCCUCCCCCAGGGGCUGGACUGAGACCAGGAGGGCAGGGCCCUGGGUACCAGGCUCUGCCA
Molecule: messenger RNA, 2821 nt
Organism: Ictidomys tridecemlineatus (thirteen-lined ground squirrel)
Lineage: Eukaryota; Metazoa; Chordata; Mammalia; Rodentia; Sciuridae
Gene: Tcirg1
Product: T cell immune regulator 1, ATPase H+ transporting V0 subunit a3
Biological process (GO): proton transmembrane transport; vacuolar acidification
Cellular component (GO): vacuolar proton-transporting V-type ATPase complex; vacuolar proton-transporting V-type ATPase, V0 domain; plasma membrane
Molecular function (GO): proton-transporting ATPase activity, rotational mechanism; ATPase binding
Source: RefSeq, a predicted model, not a curated record